This is a messenger RNA of Seriola dumerili (greater amberjack), 888 nucleotides long. It is a transcript of the gene hoxb3, whose product is annotated as homeobox B3. The record is from RefSeq and is a predicted model, not a curated record. Gene Ontology annotation, biological process: regulation of transcription by RNA polymerase II. NCBI's taxonomy places the organism in Eukaryota, Metazoa, Chordata, Actinopteri, Carangiformes, Carangidae. Gene Ontology annotation, cellular component: nucleus. Bases 1 to 888 code for a protein of 295 amino acids. The transcript is spliced from 2 exons. Gene Ontology annotation, molecular function: DNA-binding transcription factor activity, RNA polymerase II-specific; RNA polymerase II cis-regulatory region sequence-specific DNA binding.
AUGGAAAUGCAGAAAAGCAACGCUGCGCACAACAUCCAGCACCACCAGCACCACGACUUCUUCGGCGAGUCUGUGCAUGAUGUCAGCAGCAUUCUUCAUCAACAACAUCAUCAUCAUCAUCAUCAUCACCAUGAAGCAGCCGCAGAACAGCAACUGGCGCAAGUGGAGACGUUAGAGCGCACGUGUCCCCGGAGGUCAAAACAGCAAAACCCCAAGUUCUCCAUGAGCAAAAAGAUUUUCCCCUGGAUGAAAGAGUGCAGACACUCACAUCAGAAACACGGCAGGAGAGUCUCAGACAUCAGCGUCAAUGAGAAGUGUCCAAGCGCGACCCCGGCCACCAAUAAGAGGACGCGCACCGCGUACACGAGUGCGCAACUAGUGGAGCUGGAGAAGGAGUUCCACUUCAGCCGCUACCUGUGCAGGCCGCGGCGGGUGGAGAUGGCAAGCCUGCUCAACCUGCACGAGAGGCAGAUCAAGAUCUGGUUUCAGAACCGGAGGAUGAAGCAGAAGAAGGACGAGAGAGUCCAGGGCCUCACCACCACCAUCAACACCACCACCACCUCCUCCUCCUCGCCCCCGUCUUCCCCCUCCGCCCCGGGCAGCCCCACUCUGUCGAGCCUGGGUUAUGUCCAUCUGGGCGGGGAUUACCAGCCGGCCUCUCCUCCGCUCAAGUCCCAACAACAUCCGUCACAGCCGUCGUACGCGGCAGAAUACUCCAAAUAUCCAGCUCCAGGCUUCACGCACGGUCCGCAGUUCGACGUGCACUACAACGCGCACAGCACCGCGCACACAGCAAACACAAAUGUGGAUGUGAACGGGUCAUAUUUCUCACAGAGCUGCGCUCCUCAGGACAGAAUCAUGCAAGCUCCAAAACUGACUCAUCUGUAG